Rhincodon typus (whale shark) is the source of this 3270-nucleotide messenger RNA. RefSeq names its product SUMO specific peptidase 6b (gene senp6b). Bases 49 to 420 code for a protein of 123 amino acids. Gene Ontology annotation, cellular component: nucleus; cytoplasm. Gene Ontology annotation, molecular function: SUMO-specific endopeptidase activity. The transcript is spliced from 4 exons. Lineage: Eukaryota; Metazoa; Chordata; Chondrichthyes; Orectolobiformes; Rhincodontidae. The record is from RefSeq and is a predicted model, not a curated record. Gene Ontology annotation, biological process: regulation of spindle assembly; protein desumoylation; regulation of kinetochore assembly.
UGUAGAAUCUUUAAUUUGUUUUUAACGCAGAGGCCUUGCAUUCUCAUCAUGGAUUCUUUACGUGGACCAAGUCGUACAAAUGUGGUUAAGAUCCUGCGAGAAUACCUUGAAGUAGAGUGGGAAAUGAGAAAAGGAAGCAAAAGAGCUUUCACCAAAGAUGUGAUAAAGGGCUCCAAUCCUCGUGUUCCUCAGCAAGACAACUUUAGUGAUUGUGGUAUUUAUAUCUUACAGUAUGUCGAAAGUUUUUUUGAGAAUCCAAUUCCAAGUUUUGAACUGCCUAUGAAUUUGAUGGAAUGGUUUCCUCAGCAACAAGUUAAACAGAAACGAGAAGAAAUCCGAAAUGUCAUUCUCAAACUCUGUGAGACACAAAGCAAAGGGAAGAAAGGACAGGAAUACAGAGCAACAGAGGCACCUUCAUGAGCAAUGCCUGGCCAAGACAGACUCUGACAGAAGAUGCCAUUUUCAAUUACUGGAUGUUGUUGCACUAACACAGAAAUGACUUGGAUUUGUUCAAGUGUUGGCUUCCACAGAAGGAUGAAUUUUUUGUGUGCGUUUGAUCUUAUAGAACAUUUUGAUGCACACAUCUUCAUUUUACAGGCACCCAAAUGAAUGUUAAUGUGCUGUUAUAAAUAUGACAAACUGUAUAUAUGUUCAUAAACUGAAUUUACUGCAUUUGUGAUCAAUUUCACUGUUUGGGUUAGUAAGCAUUUUCGUAUGUACUUUUGUUAAAGGUAGUUGGAUAGCUACUUAUAAGUAUGAUUAAAAGUUAUUGUAGUAUUAAACGGACUGGGCAAAUCUAUUUUUUUGGCCGAGUUUCUCUUUACAUUUUCUCCACCUGCCCUACUCACAUGAAUGAAUUCACUCCUUGCUUGAAUAUGGUUCUAAGGUGUUCUUCAGUACAUAGUCAAAGUUGCCUUUGAGCGUGGCCCUUAACACUAUAUUGGCAGCCUUACUCUUCUGUGGAGCCUCCAGUCCUGUUCUUGGCAGAUGUCCGUCCAUGCAUACUUCCAACAUAGGUUACUGAGGAACAAGGAUCUGAGCUUAUUACUCAUCUUUAACCCUAGGAUAAUAAGGCUAAUUUGUAGCCUAGCUUGAGAUCAGCUAGUUUGAAUACUGGAUAAAUAAUUUUGCUGAACUGCAGGCACAAUGAAUAAAUUUGAGCCAGUUUUUAAAUGGGAAUGCAUGUUGUAUAUCAGCAGCCGUCUGUGAGAGCACUAAACAUGGUUGCACGUUGUGUUCUUCCAAUUGCUGAACUGUAUCCAACCAGGAAAUUCUUGGGUUUUAGAAUCGAGGCUCCAGUGUAAAUGAAGCCUACUUAAAUAGGUACUUGAUUGUAUUCCACCUGGAACCAGGUGUUUUCCAGAAAGGCUGGGGGAAGAGAAAUUUGAUACGAGGGAUAAGAUACAUAUAUAAAGCAAGCAAGUGCCUUCAAAAAAUUGUCUUGGGUAACUGGUAUACAUUUAUAUGUCCCGGCAUGUACUGAUUAUUAAUUUGCAAUCAAGUCAGAUUAUACUUUGUUUUACCCGAUUUAAGAGUUGGGUGAUGAAAGACUGGUGAACUCCAAAGUAAAAUGCUCCAUGGAAUUGAUUUGUAAUCAAACCAUAUCCACUAAGACUAUCACUGAAAUUGAGUCUGGAUGUCUUCAAAACCAUUACUCUUUUCCCCUUACCUCAAACUGUCUACUGUCAGUUUUUGCUGUUCAGUUGUAUUAAAACUGUAUUCAGGUUUAUUUAAUCUAAAUCACAUUUGGAACUUGACUGAAAAUGUUGCGGAUUUAUUCCUCCUCUGCAACAAUACCUCAGCAUAUUUAUGUACAUCUGUAUAUCUGUAAUUGCCAUAAAAAUAAUUUUGUGCUGAUUUUCUGUAACUCUGGUUUUAAACUGUAAUCUGUGUACUAAUUUAUGGGGCAUGCCUAUGCUUUGAUUGUAUGUAUUUCAUUUUUCUGCUGCUACAACCAGAGAUGCCUCUCAAAUACACUAUUGAAGCUGCAAGUGUGAUACUAGAGUGAGGGAAUGGUUUAAGCAUUGAGCUAUUUGCACCAUGAUAGCAAUCCUGUUAGAUGCUACUUCACAUGUUUUGAUGUUAGCAAUCCUUUAGUUUGAUCUUAUGAAUUUCCUUUUGCGAUUCCUCCCUUUUUUUUCUAAAAAAAAAAGUUGAAACAAAAUUGAAAAAUCAUUUCUGAAAAGGUAAUCCAAUGAAUGCUAUACGCAAGUUGUGUUACAUCAUGGUUGGCCUCAGUUUGGAAAUGUUAGUCUGCUAAUUUUUGAUGUCUGCAGUCACAAAUUGUAAGGCAGGAGAAACAGUAAGUUGAAGUUGUCCUUAUUUCUACCCAUCAACAUCUGUUUGAAGUGAGUGUUGAGUCAAGUCCUGUAUCAUGCCCCCAUCAUUUAAUAGUCUCGUGACAGUCAUGGUCCAGACUCUAAAGAAUGGAUGCUUUGGGUAGCUAAUUAGAGAGUUCAAACCAACUAUUCCUGUUUGUUAUAGUAUAAUUCACCAUCUAUGGGAGAGGAGGGAGGAAAUUGGAGGACUCUAUACCUUGUUAGAUUAAUCACUUAGGGCAAGCUGCAACAUAAUUACAUAAUGCUGCAGUGAUAUUUACAUGUUUUCCCUUCAGUAAAAUUAGUCAACCAACUACAUGGGAACAAAUAAUAUUUUUCCUAUUGUGGAUUAAAAUGUUUGUUAAUAGUCCAGUGAGUGGCUUCUCUUUGUUCCAAUAAGCUAACGUUUCUGUCUAUGCUUUUGGUUUUGUACUGCCUGCUAACUUUCCUCUUCCAUUGCACAUCUUUGAGAAAUGCCAGUUUCUUCUUCUGUUGUAAAAUGAUUACUCUCACAUUAUUCUGGCAGUUAGGAUUGGCAAUGGUUUACCCAAUCAGGGAUAGAAUUUGAAAUUGUGCCAUAGGUACAGCAGGUAUAUAAUUAUUGAAACAUCUUUGAAAUUCUCACCAUUAUCAGGUUUUAAGGAUGGAACACCAAUGGUUGCAUUUGGGCCAAAUAUUCUCUUUGGUUCUAGCUUACUUGCUGGUUUUCCUUAAUUCUGGUAGCAUUUGCCCUUUUACCCAAUUGACAAACUUAUGUAGGUGCAUAACUAUAAGCCUCAGGAACUAUAGAGCCAGAGCUGAAAAGUUGACUCUGCUGGUGAACUUUUGGAUUGGAUCAAUGUCAAGCAGUGCGUAUCUAGUUGGCCAUCAAUGCACGGUGUUCCAGGUAAUAACAAUGUGUAGAUUGUUUUCUAAACCUGCAUAAUUAAACAAUGACUUUUGGUAUCAGAAA